This is a messenger RNA of Arachis duranensis, 1321 nucleotides long. Its product is annotated as polygalacturonase inhibitor 2. Gene Ontology annotation, molecular function: protein binding. The coding region runs from base 61 to 1089 and encodes 342 amino acids. The record is from RefSeq and is a predicted model, not a curated record. Lineage: Eukaryota; Viridiplantae; Streptophyta; Magnoliopsida; Fabales; Fabaceae. The transcript has a single exon.
AUAUAAAGGGACAUUAUCUCAUGCAUUCUACUCAACCCAAACAAAAACAAAACAAGUCGAAUGCACAUUAACAUGAACAUGGGAAUCACCAUGAAGCAGCUACUAGUCUUAGCCAUAACCACAUGUGUGCUCACAUUUCCGGCGCUCGCCGCCGAUAAAUGCAACCCUCAAGACAAGGCGGCCCUCCUCCGGAUCAAGAGCCAACUAGGCAACCCCUCAGAUCUCUCCACCUGGAACGCCUCCACUGACUGCUGUGGUGGCUGGAAGGGUGUCUCCUGCGACACCGACACCCAAACCUACCGCGUCAACAAUCUGGACCUCACCGGCAUCACCCUUCAAAAGGCCACACCCAUCCCUCCCUCCAUCGGAGACCUCCCGUCCCUCAACUUCCUCACCCUCUCCCAAAUCACCAACCUCGCCGGCACCAUCCCCAAUACCCUCACAAAACUCACCAAGCUCCGCUACCUCUACAUAAGCCACACCAGCGUCUCCGGCACCAUCCCUGAUUUCCUCUCCUCCAUCAAAACCCUCGUCACCCUCGACUUCUCCUACAACAAGCUCUCCGGCGCUCUCCCAGCUUCACUCUCUUCACUCCCCAACCUCGUCGGGAUCACGUUCGACGGGAACUCUCUCUCCGGACAGAUCCCGUCGUCGUACGGGUCGCUCUCGAGUCAGUUCACUUCGAUGACGCUGUCUCAGAACAAACUCUCCGGAGUGAUUCCGACGUCACUUUCGAAUCUGAACCUGGCGAUCGUGGACCUGUCACAGAACUCUCUGGUGGGUGACGCUUCGGUGCUGUUCGGUGCGAAGAAGAACACGCAGAAGAUCGCGUUGGCGAAGAACGGGUUCGCUUUCGAUAUUGGAAAGGUAGGGUUUUCUUCGAACUUGAACACGCUUGAUCUGAGGAACAACGGCAUCUCCGGGACCCUGCCACAGAGCUUGACUCAGCUCAAGUUCUUGAAGAGGUUCAACGUGAGUUACAACAGUCUUUGCGGUCAGAUACCUCAGGGCGGGAACUUGCAGAGAUUCGAUGCUUAUGCGUAUGCUGGUAACAAGUGCCUGUGCGGCUCUCCUCUUCCCAGCUGCUAAAAAACUGAAUGGAAACUUCAUCUCUCGCUCUCUGCUCAAUGUUCAGUUAGUUUAUGUUGUUCUGCCGACAUUGGGGUGCUGGAUGAAGUAUUUGUCGUACUUUAUAGUUCCACGUCCUUUUCAUGGCAAAUAAAUUAAUAAAUAAUAAAUAAAUCAUCUGUGCUUGACAUAGGGGAAUAGUAUUUGUAUUCAAGAUUUGAGACAUUAAAUAAUACCCAUUUUAGUAUAUAAA